CUUACAUAUUGGACAAAUCUGAUACUCGUUAGAUUCUAGGCAUACUCUCGAGCAAUUUUAGAAACAUGACAGGCACUGACUUUAGGAUUCCUGUCCGCUGAUAUUCUUCUGAGAAUCACCCUCUUCUUCCGCCAUUGCUGUGCUCCUCAUACGCUUUCUGGGCAUACAACCCUUCACUGUGGCUGCUAUUUGCCAUUGGGACCAGAAGCAAUCAUGUCGUCUCCCAAAACGCUCGUGGAUUCCUUCCAAGGAGCCCUGCGCAAACGAGAGGCCAAAUCCUGCCGUCGACGACUGACUGUCUUGCCAAAAGAUUCGGUCGACCUUUCAUCCAAUGAUUUUCUCUCUCUUUCUACCUCUCCCGCUCUUCGUUCUCGAUUCCUUCGGCUCCUGAACGGCGUUCCCGAGAAUGUCCCAUUUGCGAGCGGUGGCUCCCGGCUUCUGGACGGGAACUCGGCUUAUGCGGAACAACUGGAGCAGUUCAUAGCUUCAUUCCACGAUGCCCCAGAUGCGCUCUUAUUCAACUCUGGCUUUGAUGCGAAUGCAGGUGUGCUUUCAUGCAUCCCUCAGCCAGGAGAUGUGAUUGUCUAUGACGAGUUCAUCCACGCUAGUAUUCAUGAAGGCAUGCGUCUGUCACGAGCCGGGAAACGAGUCAUGUUCGAGCACAGCUCACCUGCUAGCUUACGAAGUGCUCUGGAGACGCAUAUUGCGGCGGAUCCUCUGAUCCGAGAUGGCUCUCGGAAUGUCUUUGUUGUGAUAGAAUCCGUCUACAGCAUGGAUGGAGAUGUGGCUCCGAUCCAGGAGUUUAUCCAGAUUGUAGAUCAGCUCUUGCCGAAGCGAAAUGGAUACUUCAUUGUUGAUGAAGCUCAUGCAACUGGGGUGUUUGGACCACGUGGUGCUGGUGUUGUUCAGCAAUUGGGUGUCCAAAAGCGCAUGUUUAUCAGAGUUCAUACGUUUGGCAAGGCCCUGGCUAGCCAUGGUGCUGUGGUACUUUGCUGCUCUGUUACCAGGGAUUACUUGAUCAACUAUUGUCGCACUCUGAUCUACACGACGGCCUUGGGGUUCCCUGGUCUUGCUUCAAUCCGUGCAUCGUAUGAACUCCUUUUGCAAGGAGAAACAGAACCUCUGCAACACAACCUCCAGCAACUGAUACAACACCUCAACAACAAACUCAAUGAGCUGGACUCGAUCGAUACCGCCGUGCUCCAAGUCGACCAGUUUCCAGGAUCGCCUAUAUUUUCAAUUCGUACUUUAUAUCCACGCCAUCUGGCGACUUUCUGUCAACAAAACGGAUUUAUCGUUCGCGCCAUCAUGCCUCCCACUGUUCCUGCAGGUAAGGAAAGAGUCAGGGUGUGUCUGCAUGCAGGUAAUACGACGGAGGAGAUUGAUGCUUUCGUGGAAACGAUUGAGCAAUGGCUUCAGAAGGUUAAAAAACAAGACUUUGCUAAACUGUAAAGUAUGGUUGCCAAAGGUUACGCCUUUUGUUAGAUGAUAUGGUUGCUUCCUGAUCAAGUAUUUGUACAUAUAGGGUAGUCAAAGAGCUGUACAUUGAGUGUCUUGCUUUAAUU
Molecule: messenger RNA, 1565 nt
Organism: Monascus purpureus
Lineage: Eukaryota; Fungi; Ascomycota; Eurotiomycetes; Eurotiales; Aspergillaceae
Source: the annotation of a GenBank genome assembly